AUGGAGAGCAACUACAAAAAGCUGAAGCGCACCACUUUAAAAGAGUUACUUGAAAGUCGAGGUGGGAAUGCAAGCAACCAGCCACGGAGAGAACUGAUUGCUGACCUAACCGAACUAGACCAGAGCUUCACCAUGACAGAACCCACAGUAAUGCCCAGCGACAAGAAGACAAGGAUUGUCAGGGAAAGGCUUCCCCUGUAUGGGCCAAACCCGUCUGUGGAACUAGUGCAGCAACUGAUGGCAGAGGCAGAGGCAGAGGCAGAGGCGGAUACACAAAGGGCUAGACCUCACGAGCUCAGUGUACUGACCGCCCAGCAUGGUCCUACCAUAACUGCAUCCAGCAACAACACGGAACUUGCGGAGCAACAGAAGAUCCCGUUCACAGCAUUCAAGCCGGUUGUGGAAAACAAGAUGGGGAUUGACUAA
This is a messenger RNA of Pelobates cultripes (western spadefoot toad), 426 nucleotides long. The record is from the annotation of a GenBank genome assembly. NCBI's taxonomy places the organism in Eukaryota, Metazoa, Chordata, Amphibia, Anura, Pelobatidae.